UUUUGGAAAUUUGUAAAUUUAUGAAAUUGGAGGGAGGGAGGAUCGUAAACGGAAUCCGAGAUUGAGCAACAGAGCUCGAGAAGAAUCCAUGGUGGCCAUUUCCCUUUACAGAGGGAACCUCCACAGGGUCUCCGAUGUGCCUCGUCGCUGGCUUAUGCCGAUCCACAACAUUUCUAUUAGAGACUUCAAAUCCCUUCUGCACCGUCGUUCAAAAGCCCUCUCUCGCCUCUUCGCCACCGCCUCUUCUUCUCCGGCUAAAGUUUCUACUUCCCCUAACUCUAAUCCUAAUUCGAAUUCUUCAAUUAAACCAGACGGUGAAGGACUCAGAAAUAAUGUUAAGAAGAGGAAGCAGUCGGACAUUGGCGAUGGUUGUUUGGGAAAAUCAGCCGAAGAAUUUGAUUGUGUGAAUGGCCCGAGACCUUGCUUUGCCGAGCAAGGUUCUGAUCCAGUGGAAAAUGGUGGCGCGCAUUCUAACAAGGAAAAUCAUGCUGUAUUAGAAAACCCUAACAAAGAGGCAAAUGAGGAGGAUUUGUUAGAUGUCGAGGAGAACAGGAAAAAGGAAGUUGAAGAGAAGCUAAAAGUUUUGAAUGAGACAAAACAUAAUCUUGUGCAAGUGUUAAAACAGAUCUUCCAUGUGGAAGAGGAAGUAAAAAGGCGUAGGAGUUUGCAAGGGACAGAAAUUCGCGCUUCUGCUCCUCCUCUUCAACUGGAUGCCUCAGCCGAUACGGGGUCGAUGACCAGACCGCUUGCUCCUAGGGUAGCCACAGAAGUGAAUGCUAAUGGAGAUACUGAAGGUGGAGAAGCUGAUGAUCUUUUGAACCAGAAUGUUCUUUCUCGUCAGAUGCUUCGGAACUGCAGUACGUCGCCUUCUUCAGAGUCUCCUCUUAGAAGGCCUGCCCACAUACAACCUAAUAUGCUUCAGAGUUGUAGGCGAUUCUUUGGUGGGUUGCAUUCUGUGUCAGAGUCUAGAUGUCUACCGAGAAAAAAUGGCUCGCAUCCAUCCCGAACAAAUUUUAGCGUUACUGGGAGUCCGUCGUGUUUACCUCCGGCCGGGCAAUCUGGGCUUCCUCCAAACCUGCCCACACUAUCUGUAUCUGGAACCAACUACAUUGCAUCCUCACAUUCUCCUGCAGCAUCUGGGGGCACUUCAGUUCUCAGAGAUGCUCGGCAGCCUAGCCCUUGGAAUUAGAGGUCGUCUCUGUAAUUCACAUUGAUGAGUUCGUUUUGAUUCUCGACUUCCUGGUUCGGCAGAGCAAAGUGAGUUCUAAGACUAGUUUCAUGAUGUAUAGUCAUUCUCCUGUGAAAAUUAGGUUUGAUGAUCUACCCAGCUGCAAGUUUGCAUUUGGGAUAACUCAUAACAUCGUCCCGCCGAUGUUUUUGUAUUUUUAUCAAGUAUAUCACUCGCAAAACUGUAAGGAUGCUUCACUCCUUCGCUUUUGACUUCUUGAACCUAUUCUAUUGGUAAGGCCCAAACUCACUUA
This is a messenger RNA of Cucurbita pepo subsp. pepo (vegetable marrow), 1481 nucleotides long. RefSeq lists its product as uncharacterized. Gene Ontology annotation, cellular component: chloroplast. NCBI's taxonomy places the organism in Eukaryota, Viridiplantae, Streptophyta, Magnoliopsida, Cucurbitales, Cucurbitaceae. The record is from RefSeq and is a predicted model, not a curated record.